CGAGGCCCAUAAAUCACAGGGAAGGGAAGGGAAUUGGGAAUCCAUCCCCAACUUCCCCUUGCUCGAGUCGGGAUUGAUGAUGGAGCCCGUCGGCGGCGGCGGCGAGGAAGAGAAGAAGGAGAAGGAGAAGCUGUGCCGGCGGUGCAAGGCGACGUACGCGCCGUCGUCCAACACGCGGCUCUCCUGCAGGUUCCACCCCUCCUUCUUCGUCUGCCGCCGCCACGACGACCAGAAGAGGUACUACCAGCUCCGCCACGGCGACCCCCCCUACGCCGCCAAGUUCUACGACUGCUGCGGCGCCGAGGACCCCGACGCCGCCGGCUGCACCACCGACUUCCACCUCUCCUACGACGACCCCGACGCCUAGCCCUUCCCUUCCCUUCCCUUUACUACUCCAGUACGUACUGUUUUUCCUUUCUCUGUUCUGGUACUACUACUGUCCAUCAAUAAUAGGGAAAUUUAACUAUUUGCCGUCGUUAAAAACAGCACAUCAUUAGCUUGCAUCCUAAUUUUUUGCCACAAGGAAGAGAAGAUUUGCUAAAUUUUUACCAUCUGUGCACAUGUGGCAGCUGAACAGGAACAGGAGAUGCCACCCUGUAUAGGAGAGGCGAAAUGUCGCUUUUGUCCAUCAUAUAAAAAAAAAGGUAGAAUGAUCUCUACCCAGCCUGAACCUGCUCUAUAUUGUGUUCCAUAAAAUACAAAAAUAUUUUUACAGCAGUAUUUAUCUGACAAAAUGAAUAUAUAUAUGUGUACAGUAGCAACUCUGCAUAUAUAUAUUUAUGUGUAUGACAAACUUUUGAAUUGAGAAAAUUGGGUGAUUGUUAUUUAUUCGUGGAUUAAAGAGUUGCUACUGUACACAUGUAUAUGUUCAUUUUGUCAGAUAAAUACUGCUGUAAAAAUAUUUUUGUAUUUUAUGGAACACAAGAUAGAGCAGGUUCAGUUUGGGUAGGGAUCGUUCUACCUUUUCUUUCACAGGAUGGACAAAAGCGACAUUUCGCCUCUCCUAUCCAGCGUGGUAUCUCCUGUUCCUGUUCAUCUGCCACAUGUGCACAGAUGGUAAAAAAUUAGCAAAUCUUCUCUUCCUUGUGGCAAAAAAUUAGGAUGCAAGCUAACGAUGGCAUCACAGGAGUAGCUGUUUUCAACUAUCGCAAAUAGUUAAAUUUCACUCAAUAAUAGGAGUACAAAUAAUCAGCAAUAAGACCGUCCGUCAAUAAACUGAUUACUACUA
This is a messenger RNA of Oryza brachyantha (malo sina), 1228 nucleotides long. RefSeq lists its product as uncharacterized. NCBI's taxonomy places the organism in Eukaryota, Viridiplantae, Streptophyta, Magnoliopsida, Poales, Poaceae. Bases 77 to 367 code for a protein of 96 amino acids. The record is from RefSeq and is a predicted model, not a curated record. The transcript has a single exon.